UUAAAAAACAGAGAACCGACCUAUAGCGAGAGAGAACUUUCAUGACUCAUAAACAAUCUUCCUUGCUAAGUAUCGGAUCAAGAAAUAUCAAGAUCGAUAAGAUAAUAUUUGAUCUCAGCCUACAUUAAAUACUCGACACGAUCGUCUCGUGGAGAGGACAGAAACCCGGAAUUUGAAAGAGAGAACGGACGAAAAAAAAUGUUGAAAAAGAUCUUCUUUUUGGGUUCGGUUCUGGUUCUGGUUCUUGCCGUCGUAGCUGCCGCCGGAGAACCGGUGUGCCCGGAGUCGGACAGUCUCGGACGGGGAAGCUUCCCCGAUGGUUUCAUGUUCGGUGCUGCGAUUUCUGCUUUUCAGCAUGAAGGUGCUCCUGAAGAAGGCGGCAGAGGUCCAAGCAUAUGGGAUUCAUUUGUGCUUAAACAUCCAGAAAGAUACAAUAACCCUGACGGCAAGGCCCGGGACGGCAGGCUGGGAGUUGAUUUCUACCAUCACUAUAAGGAAGAUAUUCAGUUAUUGAAAAAGUUAAACAUGGAUGCCUUGAGGUUUUCCAUCUCCUGGCCGAGAAUAUUUCCUCAUGGGAGAAAAGACAAGGGAGUGAAUGAAGCAGGAGUCAAAUUUUACAACGACCUAAUCAACGAGCUCAUAGCAAAUGGAAUAACACCUUUUGUGACCCUUUUCCAUUGGGAUGUCCCCCAGGGCCUUGAAGAUGAAUACAACGGUUUUUUGAGUAGCCGCAUAGUGGAGGAUUUCCGGGAGUUUGCAAAGUUUGCUUUCGAUGAAUAUGGUGAUAGAGUGAAGCAUUGGGUCACUAUAAACGAGCCUUAUGAGUUCAGUCGUGGUGGCUAUGACACGGGAGAAAAGGCUCCGGGACGAUGUUCCAAAUACGUCAACGAGAAAUGCCAUGACGGGCAAUCUGGACAUGAGGUUUACACUGUUAGUCACAAUCUCCUCUUGGCUCAUUCCGAAGCUGUGGAAGAAUUCAGGAAAUGUGAAAAGUGCAAAGGUGGCAAGAUUGGCAUUGUGCAAAGUCCCAUGUGGUUUGAACCUUACGAUCCGAAAUCCACUUCACCUCCUCCGCAGGAAAUAGUUAAGUCAGCCCUUGAUUUCACCUUAGGCUGGCAUAUGUCCCCUAUAACCCACGGAGAUUACCCACAGAAGAUGAAGGACAAUGUCGGGGAAAGACUGCCAUCAUUCACGCCUGAGCAAAAGCAGAAACUCAAGAAUUCUUACGAUUUUAUCGGUAUCAAUUACUACAGUUCUGCAUUUGUUGCUCAUGUAGCCGAUGUGGAUCCACAGAAACCGACAUGGGAGGCCGAUUCUCGUGUUCAAUGGCAUUUGACAAACAUCGAUGGGUACAAGAUUGGUACACAGCCUCCGACAGCCAAAUUUCCAGUUUCUGCGGAUGGUCUGAAAAAGAUCUUGAAUCACAUCAAAGACAUCUAUGGCGACCCAGAAAUCAUCAUAACCGGAAACGGAUACAAGGAGAUGCUUGGAGACAAGGAUGGACUUAUCCCGGAUGCGACCAGUGAUCACAACAGAAAAUACUGUCAUAUGAGACAUCUUAUGAAUCUGCAUGGAGCUGUCUGCCAAGACAAGAUGAACGUGAAAGGGUAUUUCGUGUGGUCGCUUAUGGACGGAUUUGAGUGGGAAGACGGGUUCGGGACGAGGUCUGGACUGUACUACAUAGACUACGGAAGCGACAACUUGACGAGGCAUGAGAAGGCGUCGGCGAAAUGGCUCUCGAAACUUCUGGAGAAAGACCCGAAUUCGAUCCGUUCGAAGGGAGCUUCUGAUGCCAAGAAGGAGCUAUAAAUGAAGGCUAAAUGAAAAUAAUCCCCUCAGAGAGUCGAUGUUAUAAUACGAUACUGUAAUUAUAUGUUUGGUCUUUAACGUGAAACGCAUGCAAGCCGUGGAGUUAUGUUAUAUAUAUAUAUAUAUAUAUGUUGGAGUUAAUAAAAAUAUCUUUCUCA
Molecule: messenger RNA, 1967 nt
Organism: Tarenaya hassleriana
Lineage: Eukaryota; Viridiplantae; Streptophyta; Magnoliopsida; Brassicales; Cleomaceae
Product: probable inactive beta-glucosidase 25
Exons: 13
Coding region: 199-1809 (536 amino acids)
Biological process (GO): carbohydrate metabolic process
Molecular function (GO): beta-glucosidase activity
Source: RefSeq, a predicted model, not a curated record